This is a messenger RNA of Paramacrobiotus metropolitanus, 5443 nucleotides long. RefSeq names its product ras-specific guanine nucleotide-releasing factor 1-like. The transcript has 19 exons. Lineage: Eukaryota; Metazoa; Tardigrada; Eutardigrada; Parachela; Macrobiotidae. The coding region runs from base 399 to 5021 and encodes 1540 amino acids. Gene Ontology annotation, biological process: positive regulation of GTPase activity; Ras protein signal transduction. Gene Ontology annotation, cellular component: plasma membrane. Gene Ontology annotation, molecular function: protein binding; guanyl-nucleotide exchange factor activity. The record is from RefSeq and is a predicted model, not a curated record.
UUCUUCCCCCUUUCAUCCACAAUUGACUCCAGGGACGAUCUCUCUCACAGGCUGCACACAACACACACCGGCUGUACAUGUGGAUCAGUUACUUAUAUACGACGGCGGUACCGACAUUGUGUUGCUCCUCGCGCACUGUGUGACAGUGUGGCCUGCCGCUUGUUAUCGGACAAUUUGCCCUAGUGUCACACGUGUGCCCUGAGUGUGCAUAUGUGAGUGCAUCGCUUCCGCAUUAUUCGGAUGUCCCUAAAGAAAUUCGGUGUACUACGUGUCUCUUCUUAAUCCCCUCGAUGCACACUGCACAGUGGCACCGGUGUUCCUAGUGUCAGUUUACCGUUCGGUGGAAGAACAAUAUUUGACGCACUAAUAUUAUUAUUACCGUUCUUGUCAGUGUCAUCAUGCAGCGGUCGGUGCGUCUGCACGAACAACAGCUGCUGUUCCUGGCGGAGCGGGCUCGUCAGGAAGUGGCCAAAUCAAAAAGCGGAUUAUGCUUCGCUGGCUAUAUGAGUAAGCGCAGUGGUGACAACAAGUGGCAGCAUCGCUGGUUUCUCCUGCAUCAGAAUCUACUGUUUUAUUUUGAUAACAAUCAGUCCAGUCGUCCACUGGGUGUCAUUCUCCUGGAAGGCUCCUAUUGUGAUCGGGUCAUUUUGUCCAGUCCACGGCAUAAAGAUAAAGACGCUGACCAUCAACACUGCUUUGUCAUUUCUUAUCGCAAAGACAACCUGAAACAGUAUGAGUUCUGCACGGAUUCGGAUGCUUCCUGUUCCGCUUGGGUGGACGCAAUUACGCAGGCCAGCUUUAACAAAGUGCUCCAACAAAAGGAGGAGCUGGAGCAAAAGCACCUUCACCUGCUACAGAUUGUGGAGAGCGAGAAGACCUCCAAAUGGCAAUUACGUCAACAGUGCGACGAUCUUUCGACGGAAAUUAACAAACUACGGACUGAGCUGCGUGCCUUGAAACGUCACGAGCGGAGUAGUAGUGCCGGCAGUACGUCCAAGUUCGUCACUGACUUUCAUCCCCGAUAUCUGGCCGAUCUUAAUGAUGAAGCCUCGGACGAGCAGCAUGAGGCUGCCGGCACCAACCGCUUGGGUUCUCAGCCGGAACUGCAUGAUAUUAAGAAAAUACAAAAAGUGCAGAGUUUUUUCCGUGGAUGGCUGUGUCGGCGGCGCUGGAAGCAGAUUGUCGAAGAGUACAUAAGGUCACCGCAUGCGGAGAACAUGAGGAAGCGGAAUAGCCUCGUUUUCUCCAUGGUAGAAUGUGAACAGGAAUAUGUGCAACAAAUUCAGCUUUUGGUGACUUGUUUUUUUCGGCCACUGAAAAUGGCAGCCAGCAGUAAAAAUCCACCAAUCAGCCAUGAAGAUGUGAACUCUAUCUUCCUCAACAGUGAAACAAUCUUCUUCCUCCAUCAAAUCUUUCUGAAAGGCCUUCUCGCCCGGAUGGAAAACUGGCCUACUCUUGUGCUGGGAGACCUUUUCGACAUGUUGCUGCCCAUGCUGUCCAUCUACCAAGAAUAUGUCCGCAACCAUCAUUAUAGUCUGCAAGUCCUUGCUGAAUGCAAGCAACAGCCGGAAUUCGCUGCGCUUUUGCGCCGCUUGGAAGAGAAAAUGCAUGUCCAGGGUCGGUCCUUGGAGCAAUUCUUAACGUACCCUAUGAAUCAGAUACCGCGGUACAUAGUGACACUACAUGAACUUCUGGCACACACCCCCCAUGAUCACGUGGAACGAAAAAGUCUGGAAUAUGCUAAAAACCGUUUGGAAGAACUAAGUCGAAUUAUGCAUGAUGAAGUCAGUGAAACGGAGAACAUUCGAAAAAAUUUGGGAAUUGAAAGGAUGAUUGUAGAAGGAUGCGACAUACUAUUGGAUGUUAACCAAGUUUUUGUUCGGCAAGGUACUUUAGUCCAUGUCCUGAAAGAUGCCUCAUCAAGAGGCCGUAGUUCCCGUUUCACACGCUCCGCGUCGGAUAAAUCGGAAAUUGUACGGCAGUGCUUUCUCUUCACUAAUCAUCUGAUCAUUACCACACGCUCGGCCACAAGUGGGAAAUUGCAUUUGGCCAAACAUGUCGGCAAGAUUGCCCUGCAUGAUGUGACACUCAUUGAGGAUACAUGUGAAAUGAAUGACGACGAAGACCAGGCUGCCAAUGCCAACGGCCAUCCCGACAAAGUUGCCCAUGCUGACUACCAGAAUCGUGAUUUUAAAAUAAUUAUUGAUCAAAAACCUGUUCCGUUAACUGUGCAUCUUGUGGCGGCCACGGAAGAAGAAAAAGUGGCAUGGACAGCAGAUAUUUUGCAAUGCCUGGAGAAUUUGCGAUGUUCAGAUUUGCUGAAUGCCGCAUUAAAUGAGGCAUCAUCUGUCACCAUGCCUAAUUCCAUUAAGAAUGAUCCAAAAUUAUUCCGUGAUGAUAUCGAUAUACGCUUUAGCCGAUCACUUAACUCCUGUAAAGUCCCGCAGAUUCGUUACGCGACGCUGGAACGUCUGCUGGAACGUCUGACGGAUCUGCGAUUCCUAAGUGUCGAUUUCUUGAACACGUUCCUUCUCACCUAUCGUAUUUUUACCAAUGCCAUGCAUGUGCUCCAAGCGCUAAUACAAGUAUACCAGAAUGCGGAAACGUUAACCAUCGAAAACAUAAGCCGUGGCGAAGUAGGCCGGCCCUACGCUGGUUCCGUUUGCUACAGUAUUGACCACGGUGACGGUGAUACCCUGGCCGCUGAUCGGCGUAUUAGCACGGUCAGCGCUCCCGAUCACGGUGAAGAUCCCAACGAUCCCCGCUCCAAGAAUCCACACUGGCGGUGGAGUUUCCGUAAAUACGAGGAACUGCAGUGCGGUUCUGUACGCGUGCGCAAAGUCCGACCGGAUGCUAUUCCUUCGCCCAUUCCUGCCUCGCCCUGCAGCAGUACGGAACACCAGAGUUCCGUGGAAGACCAACAAGACGAUCGUGAGUACGACGCGCCCCACACCCCCAAAGUGCUCCGCCCUAAGGAAGGUCGUCACCUGGCUGUGCCGGGUGCUACCUUCCUGACGCCGACCAUCGUGCAGGUCAGCCCCACCCCUACCUCCACGCCCACACCCCCACCCACGACCACCCAACAAAACGGGGUGCCAACUGACAAGCGGUCGAGUAUCCCGUCCAGCGACAUCCGCUCGCCGCCCUCCAAGCCGGGAGAGGUCGAACGUGAUCGGGAUUCAGAAUCGGAGAUUUUCUACCUGGACACCGUCAACCGCCACACCAAACCUAUCCGUACCGUACCGGUGCCGCCGCCCUUGUCCAUCGCGUCCAGUUCCACGUUAAACACCGGCACCCGGACACUGCCCAGCAGCGCCGCGCAGCGUUUUGCUAACGUUAGCAAAUUCGGUCCCCGGCGGGACAUUAAACGGGCCUACUCGCCCAUGGAGCUGGCCUCGGUGCUGACGUCACCGAAUCUGCCCCGCAAGCGCGAGAGCAAUGUGUCAGACUAUUCCGGUCUGUCGUUGUCACCGCGCAACAGUCUCCGCCAACCGGAUCUCAUACCCCGCCCCCCGCAGCCCACUAAACGCGGCAGUACGACGUCGGAUUAUUCGGAUUAUCUGUCGCCGCGCGGCAGUAUGAUGUCGCCGGAUCAGAAACUGCCGAUACAGCCCAGUAAGCGGGGUAGUAAUGUCUCCGAUGUGUCCGGCUACGCAUCGUCCUACCGGAGUAGUGUACAGUUUUCCGAAGCAUCCCGCAACAGUCUCUUCUCCUCCGGUGAUCCCACUGCUCCCAAUUCCGGCAAAGUGGGCGCCGUGGUGACGUCAUCGCGCCGAUCGGGAAGACGAUGCUCAUCAGCUGUUGCUGCAGCGGCAUUUGCCGUGGCGACUGCCGCGUCAGCAAAUCCUCCGGAUAUGAUUGAAGAGGAUAAUGAAGAAGCCAUGCGCGCCAGAAGGUCAUCGAUAAUUUGCGCUGCUGCCACUAUGCGAGUGCUUAAUGUCCUUCGGCACUGGGUGUCGAAACAGCGACAAGAUUUUGAAUCGGAUUCCUUAUUGCGUAAUGCGGCCAUUAAAUUUUUGCAAGAUGUUGUCUGUGAUUACAACCUCAUUCCGGCGGAGCAGAAACUGGCCGGACAGAUUUUGCGAACACUUACAACGGGAGGCGAUGAGCCGGGCUACGUCCAGCGACAGUUGGAACUCGAAAAGAUGUUGACACCGGCAUUGCAAUCUAGCAAAGAUCUUAGCACCAUCUAUUCCGCACUGGAGAUUGCUGAGCAGAUGACCUUGCUUGACCACAAGAUCUUUAUGGCAAUGAGGGGAGAAGAAUUUUUGGGUAUGGCCUGGAUGAAAGCUGAUAAAGGAGAAAAAGCGCCGAAUAUUUUGCUCAUAACAAAACGAUUCAACGAAACUUCGCGUUUGGUUGUUUCGGAGAUUGUUGGUUGCUCAACGGUAACAGAACGUAUUAGUGUGAUUGAAAAGUGGACAGCGGUAGCGGAUAUCUGUCGUGUCCUGCACAAUUACAAUGGUGUCCUGCAAAUUUGCGCGGCAUUGGUCAACAGUUCGGUGUACCGGCUUAAGCGAACGUGGCAGAAAUUAUCCAAAACUACCAAACUGACCAUCGACAAAUUACAAACUUUGGUGGCGUCGGAUGGUCGAUUCAAGAACAUGCGGGAAGCUUUGCACCGUUGUGACCCGCCGUGUGUGCCAUACUUGGGAAUGUAUCUAACGGAUCUGUCGUUUAUCGAAGAGGGCACACCGAACUAUGCGGAAAAUGGGAUGAUCAAUUUCUCUAAAAUGCGCAUGAUUGCUCAUGUUGUGCAAGAAAUCCGGUUAUAUCAGCAGACACCAUAUAAAAUCGAUUACAAUCCGCGUGUGGCGGCCUACCUCCUGGACAGUUCGAGGAUAAUGUCAGACGACGAACUGUAUCGGCGUUCGUUGAUGAUUGAACCGCGAACGGCGCGCAUGUCAGUAGACAUUCCUUCCGGUUCCAGCGCCGUUGCCGGCACAUCCGGCGCCACGACGCCGCAGCCCACUCGUAAUAAGGAAGCCAAACUGCAAACCCAAACCUCAUUUCCCGGUUGAUCGUUGGUCAACUGGAAAUACAUUUUCUGAUUAUUUUCCGAUCUCUUACUCAGUAUUGUUGCAUAGUUGUUUCGUAUUUAUUGUCUAAGAUAACAGUCCCGGUGACUGGAACGGUGACUGAAUGGAUGAUGCUCACUCUAGUCUUUUCUAAAACAAGUGGUAUAUUUUAGAGUUCUUGAAUAUCAUCCUUUUUGCCGCCCUGCGAACUUUUCGCUUACCGAUUAGAACGCAACUGCUUUUUGAAAUGGUUAUCCAAGUCUUUAUUAUAGGUUUACAUGAAUCAUAAUUAAUUUUCUACGUUGUCGGAAAAAUCUCCCUGCUGAAUGUGUGCCGUUUUGAAUACAUAUCAGUGCUAAUGACUUAACUUAGCCGAUACUGUUCCACGGCGCUGCCAUGGUAUAUAGCCUUGCUGAUUAAAGCUC